AUGAGGCAAUACGGAUUAUCGGAUUAUCCCUCCGGGAUGCAGGCAAGGUUUCUGGUGAGCCCAUACACUUCUAUGUCGACCGACAACCUUCGUCUCGUUAUUUUGGAACUCGGGAAUUCCAGCCAAAGUUUCAUUGACGUGGCUUCAGUGCGACUAAAGGGAUAUAGGUACCUUUCGACCAAAUCAGAGAAGACGAUUGCCAAAGAAAGUGGUUGGAGAAGUGAGGAGCUUUCGAUCGCUAUGAACGUGAGUGAAGCAGGAACGAGUGGGGUCGAAGGUUCAGACCUAGAUCCUUCCGAUCGUGGCAUGGAUUCUGAGUCCCUUUUCGCGAUGGAAAUCUACAAGGAGAUGAAGAGGAACGUGAGGAACCUCAUCCACGUCUCUGACUCCGAAGGGCUUUCAUCGGGAGACGAGGUGCCUCGUUUCGUUCUCGGCAUACAAGAUAGCUUGGAUACGAUGUUGCCCCUGGCAGAAGGGGAGGUGACGUCCCAGGAGAUCACCUGCCGACCUGCCGGCUCGAACGAGUGUCACAUGACGAUCUGGGAGCCUAUCGGAUACGAAGCCCACACCGUGGAUCUGGACUACAAGAUGGAAUCCGCGGGAAUCCUGCAUGAUCCCGUUCCAGCAACGACGAACUGGGAGGGUUAUCACGGCUUCACGGUCUCUUUCCCCGAGUCUACGAGUUUCUCCAGCGGGACCUGGACUUGGUCUGCCAUCCUGGGGAAGCUUUUCGUGGAGAUGAAGAAGACGUGCCCUUUCCAAGUCCACAUUCGCCGAUAUGGCCAUGCACCCCUGUGCAUCCGGGCCAUGAUGGUUUAUGCAUCUCCACAUUACAUUCAAUAUGCCGUGAAUAGGUGCCCUCACCAUGCCGAACCAAAUCACGUUUCCAACAAGGGUUACAUGCGGAAUGAGGAGUUGUUGCAACACGUGGUUCGGGCCGAUCAUCAAAAUGCCAAAUAUGAGCGGUCGUCGAGGGGCCGCCACUCGGUCGUCAUUCCUCUCGAUCGCCCUUCUCCGGGGACUGAGUUCACAACCCUUCUUUUUCAGUUUUCUUGUCUUGGAUCCUGCCCCGGUGGCAUUAACGGAAGGACAACCAAGCUGCUUCUCACUCUCGAGACCAGAAGUGGUGAGGUGGUAGGACGUUCAGCCCUGGACCUCAAGAUCUGUGCAUGUCCUUUGCGCGAUAGACGACAGGAGGAGAGAAAAGUGGAAAGACGAAGGGACGAUUGCUCUGUGAGGAUCCCAGCUGUAAAACGGACCGUGGUCAAGGGUGCCCAUCCUCAUUCAUAUGGGAUGCGGCCACAGGGGAGGGAUGAUCCACAUUGUGAAACGUUUACUACAAGGAUGGCUGUUGGUAUUCUCACUAUGCAAGACAUGAUGCAGUUUGUGGACUUUCUUCAUCAGAGGCAUCCACACGUGUUCAAGGAGUAUGAGCAAUCUCGUUUCCAAAGGAGAUCAAAUCAUCCUCAUGAGUGA
Darwinula stevensoni is the source of this 1476-nucleotide messenger RNA. The record is from the annotation of a GenBank genome assembly. Lineage: Eukaryota; Metazoa; Arthropoda; Ostracoda; Podocopida; Darwinulidae.